UGUAAGCAUCACGAAUUGUCUGCAAUGGCUCGUACAAAGCAAACUGCUCGUAAAUCUACUGGAGGAAAGGCGCCCAGGAAGCAGCUCGCCACUAAGGCAGCUCGUAAGAGCGCCCCUGCUACUGGAGGAGUUAAGAAGCCCCACAGAUAUCGCCCAGGAACCGUCGCCCUGCGUGAAAUUCGUCGUUUCCAGAAGAGCACUGAACUGUUGAUCCGCAAGCUACCAUUUCAGCGAUUGGUGCGUGAAAUUGCGCAAGAUUUCAAGACCGACUUGCGAUUCCAGAGCUCUGCUGUUAUGGCUCUUCAGGAGGCCAGCGAAGCCUAUCUCGUUGGUCUCUUUGAAGACACGAACCUGUGUGCUAUCCACGCUAAGCGAGUCACCAUCAUGCCCAAGGACAUUCAACUAGCUCGUCGUAUCCGCGGCGAACGUGCCUAAUUCAUCGAGCCUUCAACCUCUCCAACCAAACGGCCCUUUUCAGGGCCACAAAUUU
Messenger RNA from Diprion similis, 490 nucleotides. RefSeq names its product histone H3-like. Gene Ontology annotation, molecular function: structural constituent of chromatin; protein heterodimerization activity; DNA binding. The coding region runs from base 25 to 435 and encodes 136 amino acids. Gene Ontology annotation, cellular component: nucleosome. The transcript has a single exon. Lineage: Eukaryota; Metazoa; Arthropoda; Insecta; Hymenoptera; Diprionidae. The record is from RefSeq and is a predicted model, not a curated record.